AUGGAACCCUUGUCAAAGUACAUGGAGGAGAAGGGUGACAGGAAUUUGAUCAAGCUGCUCCACGUGUCACCAACUUUCUCAUGGAAAAGUGCGCCAGAUAUCACUUUCUUGUCAGAACAUGCACCACUAUUUCAACGCUAUGCAAAGAUUGCACCGAACAGUAUGUUGCCACCCAAGAAGAACAAGACAGCUAUUGAAAGGUUGGACCAACAAAUGAAGUGUAACUUCUCAAAACAAAGUACUUCAGACUAUGUCGACCUGGUUGACAACAUUGUGAGAACAGCUAUGAAACAGUAUCGAGAUUUGGCCAAAGAUCCCCACGCAAAAGAAAGGGCUUACAGAAGGGCUGACUCUGAGACUCAGGAGGCUAUCAACUCGGUGCUAGUACUCCUGCACAAAUGUGAUUCCAGGGAGUCUGAUGCAGAAGACACACCACCACCUCCAGGUCCGCUGGCCAUCAUGGAUAAAGACCCUGAGAUCAAGGUUGUUCUGCCAGAUCCACCUCCACCACCACGCAAACCGGCUUUGAGGAUCAGCCCAAAGAAGCUUUUCCAGAAGAUUGUCAACAGGCCGGAGUCCGAAGACGAGGAUGACCAUGAGUUUGGGGAACCGUGGAAGGAAGGCCAAACGGCUAGUGCAGGGUGCUCCACCGACACACCAUCGAAAGUGACCAUGAAGAAAGGCGCAUCUUUUCUCAUGCCAACUACCUUGGACAGUGGAGAGGAAAACAUGCUGGAGGAAGCUUUCAAGUCAGGUCCUGUUGAAAAUUUGCGGAAAAGGAAAACCAAAAAGAAGAAAGAGAAGCAGGCAAAUCAAAGCAAGCCCAAGGAAAGCGCAGCCAAGAAAGUAAGCCAAAAGGCUAAGGUGAAGACUACAUCAAAGCCUAUGAAUCGUUCCAGUGCCACUUUGGAUUUGAACCGCAACAGUGAGGAUGUGGAGGAGCCACCAUCUCCAAUGAGUUCCUUUUGCGUGGAGGAGCGUUUUUUUGAUGGCAUGAAAGGGACUGAUGAGAAACGAUCAGUUUGGAGGCAUCGAGUGGAGAGCAGAGGCCAUGGUGCAGCCAUGAAGCUUUACAAAUGCCAUCCAAACUAUGAUGGGAACCAUGAAAAGGCUUUGGAAUUUGCAAAGGGAGCUCGAGAUAUGGUCAAAGAAGAAUUCGACAAGAGGUGGCCAUCAGAUCAAAGUCCUCCAAGUGAGAUCAAGGAGAAGAAGGAGGACUUGAAGAAGACCAAGCCCAAGCCUCCUGCAAAGCGCGUGCGCCAUUGCCGAAUGUUUGGUGCUCCAAUGGCCAGAGUUCAGAACAGCACCACCUGUGGUUGGAAAAGAUGGCGCGGCAAAGGGGAAGGGCAAGGGGACUAUGACGUCUUCACCUUCCACCUUGGCCCCUACCUCUUCUUUCACGAAGGGCUCCGGCAAGGCAAACGCCACGCCUUCAUCACUGAGGUCCCGGAUGGCACGAUUCGGGACGACGAGGAUGAGUUUGCAGAUGCAGUUGAAGAGGCCGACGAAGGCCUCGAUGAUGCAGAAGCUCCCGAGGAGGACGACCAACCCGAAGGAGCUGAAGAUGAAGACUUGGACCUCAUUGGCUGA
This is a messenger RNA of Durusdinium trenchii, 1590 nucleotides long. The record is from the annotation of a GenBank genome assembly. NCBI's taxonomy places the organism in Eukaryota, Dinophyceae, Suessiales, Symbiodiniaceae.